AGAAAGUGGGGGGUGGGGGGUGGGGGCCCAGCCUUUGGAAGCGAGAAACACAUAACAAGGCCCGAAGCGAGGAAGCGCGCGGGUGACAAACAAUUGACGAGAGGACAAACAGAUCGAUCAGGAGGGCCACAAACAGGCUGAUGUCAUCUUAGAUGUGACGUAAUUAUAACACUUCUCUUCGGUAGACCCCCUCUAAACACAAGGACGGCUCAGAUUAGCCCAUACCUCUUCAUAGAAAGGGGCAUGAUAGUCAUAUUUAUAAAUUCUUCGCCGUACAUAUACGCUAAACAUUUUUUUUAGUCCAUGAAUGAACGCGCACAUCCUCCCGCGAUGGACCGGCCCAUGCAUCAUGUUUUUUUAUUUUCUAAAACAGCAAAAAUAAGUAUGUGCCGCAGAGGAUUCGAACCGCACUCCAGCAAUAAUUAGCACAAGCGCAAUAACCAACUGGGCAACCGAACAGCUUGUGGUAGAUAUAUUGUUUUGACUAAAAAUAGAACACAGGAAAAGCGCACUAUAUCCUGUUUGGUUUUCUUUUCCUCUUUAUUUUUCCUUUUCUUUAUUUGUUUCCCUUUUCUUUCUUAAAUGCGUAAAGAUAUUUAAAUUCGUGAAUUUUUCUUCAAAGUGGGUGAACUUUUUUCUCCAAAAAUGGUGAAGUAUUUUUCCCAAAUUCCUGAACUAUUUCUCAAAUCAGUGAUUUUUAAAAAAAUAUUGAACUUUUUAUAAAAAUGAUGAAUUUGAUUUUAAAAAUCAAUGAACUUUUUUUCAAAAUCGAUAAACUUUUUUUCUAAUUUGUGAACUUUUCCGAAAAUUGAUGAAGUCUUGUUUUACUUUUUCUGAUCAAUGAGCUUUCUUAAAAUCCAGUGAACUUUUUUUUUGUGAACUUUCUUGAAUUCCUAAUUAUUUAUUUUAAAAAUUAUCUAAAGGUCAAUAAUCAAGUUGUAAUUAAACUCACUCCUCUUUCUUAAUGAGUGUUCUUUGAAAUUCAUCUUGGAUGCUUGGCAUGGUGAUACUAGUGUGUGGAACAAAUUCGAGUCCAUUUUAUUGAUGUGAAAAAGUGCAUCCAACCAGCCUACCUGAACCAUCACCUUUGAACAUGAUAUGCUUCUUGCCAUGCACGAAAUGACACCAAAACUUGUCAGUAUGUGGCCAUGCUCAUGGUUGGCCUUCAUGCAAAAUUUGAAGGAAUUCGGACACCUAACACACAUUGUGUCACGUUCGGUUAGUAUUUUAGGAUUUUUUUCAAGGGAAAACCUUAGUAAAUGCAUAAAAAGUCAGAACUCAAUGAAAUUUAUCAUGGAUGCUUUGCAUGGUGAUGUUAGUGUUUCGAAGAAAAUUGGUUUCAUUUUAUUGGUGUGAAAUAAAAGUUCAACCAGACUUGCCCUACCGGCCUACUCAAACCACCACCUUUGAACAUGGUGUGCUUCUUGCCAUGCAUGAAAUAACAUCAAUUUUUGCCAGCAUGUGAGCAUGCUCAUGGCAGGCCUCCAUAAAAAAUUUGAAGAAAUUUGGACACCGAACGCUCGUUGUGUCACGUUUGGCUAGUGUUUUAGGGUUUUUUUCACUAGGAAAACCCUAGAAAAUGUAUAAAAGGUCAGAAUUCAAUGAAACUUAUCAUGGAUGCUUGACAUGAUGAUACUAGUGUGUGGAAAAAAAAUUGGGUCAAUUUUAUUGAUGUGGGCAUUUUUUGAAAGAAAAAGAAUGAAGAACGAAAAACGAAAAACAACAAGAAUGAAAAGAAACAAAAAAGAACAGUAAACCGGUCGUUGAAUGAUUUAGUUUCAUUUUCCUUUUUCUAUUUAAUAGAUGCUCAGAAAUUUUAAAAGUGUCCGAUUCUUUUAUGUGAGCAUAUUCCUAUUUAAACGAACAAUAAACAAACAUUUUUGUUUAAACGAACAAUUUAUCUAUUUAAUAGAUGUUCAGAAAUUUAAUCAUAUUGAUGUGAGCAUUUUCUAUUUAAACAAACAAUUUGUUGACAUAUCUGUAAAAUUCUCUUGAAAUGCGAAUAUCUGUACUUUAUGAACAAAAUUAGGUUGUUCUAGUUGGUUAAUGUGGUCUUCCUUAGACCAAGAGGUCUUGAGUUCGAUACAAGGUGCCUGCAUUUUUUGAAAUUUAAUAAAAAGUGGGUAUGAUGUCUCGUAUGUGUCACAUAAGCGUAUGAGUAUACGGUUUGAUGAAAUGACUAUACCGCCCUUAUACGGUUUGUGGAGGGGGGUCUACCGAAGUAGGCCUCAUAACACUAAUUGAAAUCAAUAAAAAAUGAAUAAAGGAGGUGUUUGAUUGUCAAAAGAAAAGAAGAAGAAAUCGAUAAAAAAAAAAAGAGAACGAGUUGGGAAAAACAGCUCCUGGAUUCGCGUUCGGUUACUACUUCCGACUAGAGAUGGAUCGAAACUCGGAAUUAUAAACAACAUCACGACCGGCGGUUUGCUCAGAAAAUAGAGAAGCCUCGAUCAGGAGCGAUGGCGAUGGUUGGCGUCAGGGUCGCGGCCAUCCUCCUCGUAUCGAUCGCUGCCUGUUUUCUUCUGCUCGGCCAUGCGGGCGCGGUCAACGGCAACCAGGCGCCCCACUCCCCGUCUCCGGUGAUCGCCAUCGACUUGGGCAACACCAACUCGUGCGUCGCCGGCUACAGCCACGGCCAUGGUCAGGUCGAAACCAUGUUCCAGCUCUGCAUCCCAACCUGGGUGGCCUUCCCCGGCGACGGAUCCGUCUUGGUCGGCGAGGACGCCAAGAACCACGCCGCUCCCAAUCCCAUCUUCGGCUUCAAGCGGCUGCUCGGGAAGAGUCGCGACUUGGAGCGCGAAGAGGAGGAGGUGCGAGAACUCAUGGUCCGCGUGCCGUACAAAGUCGUCGGCCGCGAAAGGCCCCUGGUUCAGGUGCAGAUGGCCGACGGCGCGGUCAAGAACCUCGGCGCCGAUGAGAUCACGGCCAUGGUGUUGGCCAAGCUCAGGGAGUCGGCCGAGGCGUACCUCGGCCGUGCAAUCCAGGAGGCCAUCGUCACCGUCCCGCAGCAGUACAACGAUCCGUCAAGGUAUUCGAUGUUGAGGGCCGCGGAGCUCGCCGGCCUGCGCGUCACGAGGAUGAUCGACGAGCCGACCGCGGCUGCCGUCGCUCACGGCCUCCACAGGAAGCUGCGCGACGAGGGCAACGUCCUCGUCCUCCACGUCGGCGGCGGGACGUCAGACGCGAGCGUCAUGUGGUAUGUGGACGGCGUCUUCGAGUUCAUGGGAGCAGACGAGGACCCUUUCUUUGGAGGACAGGACUUCGACCAGAGGAUCGUCGACCACUUCGUGGAGCUGAUCAGGAAGAAGCACGGCAAGGACCUGAGCAACGACAAGGGCGUGCUGGGCAGGUUGAGGACGGCGUGCGAGCAGGCCAAGAAGGCGUUGAGCAGCCAAGAUGUUGCCGAACUGAGCAUCAAGUCGCUGGUCGAUGGUGUCGAUUUCUCCGGCUCGCUGACCCGGGCAGAGUUUGAGGAGCUGAACCAUGACUUGUUCCUUAAAGCCAUGGCGUUGGUGGAGAGUGCCAUGAGACAGGCUGGGCUAGACAAGAACAAGGAGCUGCUUGAUGAGAUUGUGCUGGUUGGUGGAAGCACCAUGAUCCCUGGGAUUCGGAGACUCGUCACCGAUUAUUUUGAUGGGAGGGAGCUGAAAAAUAUCAAUGCGUCGGUGAUGCCAGAUCAAACUGUCACUCUCGGAGCUGCUCUUCUAAGCCAUCCUAUGGCAAAUGGGUACCCAUGCAUGGGAGGCGAUAGGCGUCAGUGGGGAUACUCCACGGACUGGUGUUUUACCGACUGAACUUCCCGUUAUUGAUUGACUGCAGUGAGCAAACCACUAGCCUCAAGCCCUCAACUGCGACAAAUUGUAGCUUAUAUAUCAUCUUCUUUUUGUAGGUUUUGUUAAAUGUGAAUGUUGGAAUCUCAGGAUUACAGCCUUACCUGAUGCAAUGCAACAGCUGACUUGUGAUAACUUCUUCUUUUAAAAUUCAAACUACUUCUUUUCCCCAGAUGUUUUCCAUUUUGUUUACCUAUGCUUAUUAGUUAAAGAAGAACACACAAUGGAAUUUCAGUCACUGAUACAAAACUCUUAUAUGACUUACCUUGCCCGUAUUAGUUACCAGUAGAUCCGCACAAUUUAUAGUUUUAGGCCCCAAUAACAUUUUCCUUCCUAA
Triticum aestivum (bread wheat) is the source of this 4164-nucleotide messenger RNA. RefSeq names its product luminal-binding protein 5-like. NCBI's taxonomy places the organism in Eukaryota, Viridiplantae, Streptophyta, Magnoliopsida, Poales, Poaceae. Gene Ontology annotation, molecular function: ATP binding; ATP-dependent protein folding chaperone. The record is from RefSeq and is a predicted model, not a curated record. Bases 2457 to 3791 code for a protein of 444 amino acids. The transcript has a single exon.